Molecule: messenger RNA, 2949 nt
Organism: Chara braunii
Lineage: Eukaryota; Viridiplantae; Streptophyta; Charophyceae; Charales; Characeae
Source: the annotation of a GenBank genome assembly
CUCCGACUUGAAAAACCAACAGCUACCUCGAAGUCAUUCACUACCCCUCUAUACCGCAGCCUUAAGGUCUGCGAACGUACCUACCGUUCCUGGACAUACCGGGGCGUUCAUCAUCGUUUCCUCACGCUCAACACGCUGGGGCGUGCCCGUUUGCUGCAGUGCAAGGGACGUGCAGAAGCUACUCGCGAUCGUGUGGGUGUGUGUGUGUCUGUAUAUGCGUGUGUGAGGGAGAGGGAGAGGUUUAGCUAUGGCGGUGGCUAUGACGAUGGAGACCGUCCAGGUAGCUAGGGCGACUAAAGACAUGGAUGAUAUGAUGAUAGGCGCCUCGCAGCAUCAGCAUCAGCAGCAGCAACAAGAAGACGAGGACCUCUAUCAGCGUUUGAAGACUCUGCAACGACAGCUUGAGUUUGUAGAUAUACAAGAGGAAUACAUCAAAGAUGAGCAAAAGAACCUGAAGCGGGAGUUGAUGCGCGCGCAGGAAGAGGUUAAGCGGAUACAGUCGGUCCCGCUUGUGAUUGGCCAGUUUCUGGAGAUGGUGGAUCCGAACAACGGCAUCGUUGGGUCAACCACCGGUUCGAACUACUAUGUCAGGAUCUUGUCGACGAUCAAUCGCGAGUUGCUGAAGCCCUCAGCGUCCGUCGCUCUUCACAGACACUCCAAUGCAUUGGUUGACGUUCUCCCGCCAGAGGCAGACUCCAGCAUAUCCCUGCUCAGCGAUUCCGAGAAACCGGACGUCUCUUAUCAGGAUAUUGGAGGCUUAGACAUCCAGAAGCAGGAGAUUCGAGAGGCUGUGGAGCUGCCAUUGACUCACCACGAGCUGUAUCGCCAAAUUGGAAUUGACCCCCCGAGGGGGGUGCUGCUUUAUGGCCCCCCUGGAACAGGAAAAACCAUGCUUGCAAAGGCUGUGGCGCAUCACACUACUGCUGCUUUCAUCCGUGUUGUGGGCUCUGAGUUUGUGCAGAAGUAUUUGGGAGAGGGUCCCAGGAUGGUUCGAGAUGUGUUCAGACUGGCCAAGGAAAAUGCGCCAGCUAUCAUCUUCAUUGAUGAGAUUGAUGCUAUUGCUACGGCUCGAUUUGAUGCCCAGACUGGUGCCGAUCGCGAGGUCCAGCGCAUUCUGAUGGAACUUCUGAAUCAGAUGGAUGGGUUCGACCAGACGGUGAAUGUGAAGGUUAUCAUGGCCACCAAUCGUGCGGAUACAUUAGAUCCUGCCCUCCUGCGUCCUGGCAGGCUCGAUCGAAAAAUAGAGUUCCCACUGCCUGACAGAAGACAAAAGCGGUUGAUAUUCCAGGUGUGCACAUCUAAGAUGAAUUUGAGUGACGAGGUGGACUUGGAAGAUUACGUAUCACGGCCAGACAAGAUCAGUGCUGCAGAGAUUCAUGCCAUUUGCCAGGAGGCAGGGAUGCAUGCUGUGAGGAAGAACCGCUAUGUCAUUCUCCCGAAAGACUUUGACAAGGGCUACAAGGCCAAUGUGAAGAAGUCUGACACUGACUUCGAGUUUUAUAAGUGAAAAAAAAAGAGGAGCUUGAUCUUAGGGAAUUCUGCAACUUUUUUGCUUGUUUUAUAGAAUGUUGGUUUGGUUGUUCUGGUUGUAUUUGGUGGAGAUUCUUUCCAAGGUUCCCUUCAGUUUUGCUUCCCUCUCUCCCUUAAUCUCAACCACGUAGACUCAUGGCUGAUGAAGUUAAGCUCAUGGAUGGGACUCCAGCCCUGACCAACAGUCUGCGAUGGGUGGGUGGUUGGAGCAGCGUGACCGUGAGGUGUCGUCUGUGGUGGGAACCACAUUGUCCUUUCGCCCAAUGGAAUGGAGCAAUUACCUGUGGGAUGUUUUCCUUUCUGCGUUUCUUUUCAUGGAAAAUGGAUGGGUAAUAGUUGAGAGCUUCAUGGUAUUCCACUGGUUUCUGUGGAAGCUGACACAAUCUGGUGACAGAGAAGCCAGCGUAUCCCAAUGGAUAUGAGCGCGGAAGGAAAGAAGGAAGUGGCUCCCUUAACCGUAUGAAGCAAUAGCAGCCAGCCAUUGGAUGUGUGUAUGCUUCAGGCUGUUAAGCUUACAGGUUCUCAAUGAUCCACUACCAUCUUCACGUGAAUAGAACGCCCGCUGCAUCUGGACAAGAAAUUGUCCCAAGUACGAAGCGUUGUAUUCGUGUGAAGACAGUAGCUUCUGCUUUGGUCAAGGGAGGAGGGUAAGUCCAGGUUGACUGUAUUAGAUCUUGUGUUCAUUUGCCUUUUUUUUGUAUGGUCAGUUGCAACCUGACGUUGCUCUGAAGCUCUGUGGAUUUCUCUCCUGUGUUCCAGUGAAAUAGUGUCAGAUGUACGAACAUUGGUUGUAGCUUUUAAACCACCACUUCCCUCCCUGGGCAAAGAAAGUCGGGGAGAAUGUAUCUACUACAAACUACUAAUUCUUUUCAUCUGCGGGGCCUCACCCUGGACAUUGUGGCCGGCUUUCCAUCACUCGAUCGUUCACUGGCGGCUGAGAUUUGCUCUCAUACGCUAUCUUUGGUCGACAUGCGGUGCUGUGAAUGGUGGAUGGCUGGAUUGUUGGAAGCCGUAGAUGAAAAAAAGUGUGCAGAAGGAUUGUGAGCGGUGCGAUAACGUGUGUCAGGGAGUGUCAGGCUGUCAGACAGCUGAAAAGGGAACGGGCGAAAUUUCCCGAAGGGGAAAGCUUUGCUUUCUUUUGUUUUCCCGCCCAAUCUUUCUGUCGUUUCGGUUUCGUAAUAGUUUGUUUUGUUUUCGUAAUAGUUUCUAAGGUCUCCGAUUUGAGUCUGGGCGGGAAAAAAAAAGUUUGUAGCUGUAUCUCGAAGGGCAAAAGAAAAAAAGAAAAGGGAAAAACACACACCUUUGGCUCGGGGUUUUCGUCUCCAUGUGUUUCUUUUUCGAGGCCGAAUUGCGAAAAACGUAUUUGUUUUGUUUUCGAGGCCAAAUCCCGGGGAAAAGAAAUGAAAUUGGAAACCGAGA